Miscanthus lutarioriparius is the source of this 222-nucleotide messenger RNA. The record is from the annotation of a GenBank genome assembly. NCBI's taxonomy places the organism in Eukaryota, Viridiplantae, Streptophyta, Magnoliopsida, Poales, Poaceae.
AUGGAGCUUGAGAUGUUGCUCCCAAGACGUAUACCAUACAAGUCAUAUGAAGUGGUUGGCUUUGCGGAGGGCACAAACACUAUCUUCAUUAACAUAUCUACUGGAAUCUUCACGCUCGACCUCAAGUCAAAGAAAGCGAGGAAGGUUGGCGAAAGAGAGGGCGACCGGUUUGACCCCAUCUUAUUACCUUACGUGAGGUUCUACACUCCAAGAUCUUCCUAA